Geosmithia morbida is the source of this 543-nucleotide messenger RNA. RefSeq lists its product as uncharacterized. Lineage: Eukaryota; Fungi; Ascomycota; Sordariomycetes; Hypocreales; Bionectriaceae. Bases 1 to 543 code for a protein of 180 amino acids. The record is from RefSeq and is a predicted model, not a curated record. The transcript is spliced from 4 exons.
AUGUCUAGGUGCCCUGUGCACUGUACAUCGGUGUACCAGAGCGUUAGAUCAGACGCCUUUCAGCACCCUCUUAGGUACGUUAAGGUCUUUAAGCGCCGAUGCUACUGCAUCGUACUACGCAGUGCCUACGGAUCCGGUACAGAUCCCCAAGUCGCCGAGACAGGAGACACCAAGAAGCGCAACUGUGCGGAUCCAGGACAAGAUCAGGGAGAGGGACACGACCGACUGUGUACCGGCACCGUGCAGGAGCACGACGGUGCCGCAGGUCAGCCGGAGGACCAAGUACUUGGCACCGUUGCCGUCGCGUCUGGCUACCUGGAAUUACACGUCAAGUCCUCCCCUCCCGUGCGUACCAUUGCCUACCAGUGCCUACCAGUGCCUACCAGUGCCUACCAGUGCCUACCAGUGCCUACCAGUGCCUACCAGUGCCUACCAGUGCCUGCCCAUGGCCACCUGUCCCUGCUCGUAUUUUUUGCCGUCACACAGUCGUGCCUCGCCGGCCUCGUCCCUUCUAACUUGCCGGGCGCGCUCUUCUUCUUCUGA